AUGGUCGCACGAAUCAAUGGCAAAUCAUCCAAAUCGAUGACUACUUACCAUGUACAACAGCGGGUGGGGACCAGCCAGACUUGUUGUUUGGGCAGAUGCCCGAUGGAAAGAUGUGCAUGGCGCUCCUUGAAAAGGCCUUUGCCAAACUGUAUGGCAAUUGGUCUGCCCUGGACGCUGGCUUUCCAGAGAUCGCCUGGUUUCACACGACCAGCUGCAAAGAAGUCUUCUAUUACAGCACUACAUACCGUGGUUGCGGGUGAUGGCAUUCCUGUGGUCGCUGAUUACUGGGACUAUGACAAAUCCCGGCAGCGCGUAGGUCAGCUAGGUGAAGGUGCUCACUUCACCGAAACGUGGAGGAUUGGAGAAUGGAUUCAAUUCAAAAAGAUCGAUGGCGAUGGGCCGGAUGAGGGAUGGCUGAAAUACUAUAGCAAUGGCAAGCGAGCAGCAAAGCGCACUGCUGCCAACGACAUUUGCAUCAUGCAAUCCAACGUGGGCAUUGUUCCUGAGGAGGCAAUGAAAGCCUGUGGUGCUUCGGGAAGCGACAAAGACGUCCUUGAGACCAUCUUCAAAAAGCAUUCCACAAGUUUUGUGGAGCCAGAAGAGAUGUGGCAAAGGCUUUUGGACUACGACAAAGGCAACUACCUCAUGGCAUCGUCGGCCUCCACCUCUGCCAUGGAGACUUCAUCUGGCAUCGUCCAGGGCCAUGCCUACAGCUUUUUGCACGCACUCGAGAUUGAGGGCGUCAGGAUGGUUUGCUGCAGAAACCCCUGGGGCAAUGAAGUUGAAUGGAACGGACCUUGGAGUGAUCGUAACUCUGCCUGGAAGGCCAACCCAUCAGUUGCUGAAGCGCUGAACGUGGAUUUUCAAACUGAGGGCAGCUUUUGGAUGGAUUUUGAGGAUUGGCUCUAUGUUAUGGGACAAUUGAAAGUCAUGAAUUGUCAGAUGCCAGCAAAGCGUGGCGACUUUCACAACCAGAUUGUAGAAGAGGAUGAAGAUGAGCAAGAGGAAGGACCAGUAGAAGACGCAAAUGAUCAGGAUCAAGAUGCAGGAAGAACAGUAACUGGUUGCUCGGGGUUAUUCAUUGAUUGGUACCCUGCACGUACUAUGGAAGAGGGUAUUGCCUUGUACCCGGACAAGGACUAUACUUUCCAGAACGUACCUGCAGUACUUCUAGGUGGCACGUACAUCGGCAGCAAGUGUUGGCCAACAGCGGGCACAUGGACCAUAGAAUAUCAAGCUCCAGCCACGCUGUUCGUGUGGGCAGCUCAGGGACAGUUCAAUGGUGGAGCAGAUGAAGCUCUCAGUGCUGAUGGAUGGGCAGCAGAAGCUGCAGAAGGCUUCUGUGGAGGUGCCCUUUCUUUGAAUUUGUGGAGCAAGCGCUUUCCGACAGGAUCCUCCUGCAGCAUUGAAAUUGCAGCGGACACCAUGAUCGGCGGUGUGGUUGGCACAUCCCCAUGCGUGCAGCUUUAA
Effrenium voratum is the source of this 1470-nucleotide messenger RNA. The record is from the annotation of a GenBank genome assembly. NCBI's taxonomy places the organism in Eukaryota, Dinophyceae, Suessiales, Symbiodiniaceae.